Messenger RNA from Spodoptera frugiperda (fall armyworm), 1049 nucleotides. It is a transcript of the gene GSTe6, whose product is annotated as glutathione S-transferase 1-like. Bases 175 to 861 code for a protein of 228 amino acids. Lineage: Eukaryota; Metazoa; Arthropoda; Insecta; Lepidoptera; Noctuidae. Gene Ontology annotation, biological process: glutathione metabolic process. The transcript is spliced from 6 exons. The record is from RefSeq and is a predicted model, not a curated record. Gene Ontology annotation, molecular function: glutathione transferase activity.
UCAGCUGUUGUAAAACAGAUAAACAAAAUUACAAGGAUCUCCCUCAAAGAUUUUAUGCAAACAAUAACUGAUAGUGCUAAAGUGAAGUGUAAUUUUGUGAAUUAAAUAUCUUUAACAUUCUUGUCGACUUUUAAUUUAACUAUUCUACGUUUUUUAAGAGAAAGAAUAGACAAAAUGCCGCCAAUCCUCUACAAAGCAGACGCCAGUCCACCAGCGAGAGCAGUGAUGAUGGUUAUAGAUAUUUUAGGGAUAAACGUCGAACAGAGGAAUUUGAAUCCAGUAUUACGAGAACAAGACGCUCCAGAAUUCGUUAAGAAAAAUCCAAUGAGGACUAUCCCAUGGUUAGACGAAGGCGACUUCUGGUUGGCUGACAGCCACGCUAUAAUGAUUUAUUUAAUAGAAAAAUACGGUAAACCAGAACAUUCCAAGUUAUACCCGACUGACACCAGAAAGCGCGCCACUGUUCAUCAAAGGUUGUUCUUCGAUUGUGGGAUCCUGUUCCAAAGACUGAGAGCUGUGAUGGCACCAACAUACAUGGGACGUCUAACAGAGAUGUCAAAAGGCAUGAUUAGGAACAUUUCCGACGCAUACGAAAUGCUUGAGGGCUAUUUAUCGGAGAAUUUGUAUAUGGCCGACGAAGUUAUUACCAUUGCGGAUAUAAGCAUAGCGUCUACAAUGGCAACACUGGUUGGAUUAGUUGCGAUUGAUGCAAAGAGAUUCCCCAAAUUAACCCAAUGGUACAAUAAUAUGAACAAACAGGAUUAUUGUGUAAGGAUUAACAUUCCUGGAGGCAAAGAACAUUCCGACGGACUGAAGGCUUUAAUGGCAAAUACUAAGUUUCAUCAGAAAUCUAAGAUUUAAUACUAAAGUAUGUUUAAGGUUAAAGGAAAUUUUUACUGAGAUUUUGAAAAAUCAAAACAGCAAAACUCGUCAUAAGAUAAAAUGUAUAUUUUGUAUCAUUAAUAAUUAAUAAUAUUAAAUAAAUCCAGCUAUUUAUAUUACAAGGUUCAAAGCAGGGUUUCCAAAAACAAAAUACAGUAUAAGAAUCA